UUUUUCCUUUUUCUAUUCUUUCACAAUUUUAUCAAAAUUUAUUUACGACAGAAGGAGAAAAGGUUCAAAAUCUCAUUUUAAUUAUUUUGAUCUUAUCAAUCAACUUACAUUCUCUCUUAAGACAUCGAUUAUAUUAAUCAAGCCAUUGGAUACAUGUAUCUAACAUAGUUGAACAAUGGGCAAGUAUAAUUUUCUUCUUUUCUUAUACGACUAUUUUAUCAUGAAAUCCUUAGUAAGUAGUGCUGAUGAUGCUGAUAGGAAUCUUCACAUUGUAUACAUGGGAUCACUCCCAAAGCAUAAUUAUUCUCCAACAUCUCACCAUCUUAGUAUGCUGCAACAAAUUACUAAUGAUAACGAUGCAACAAAUCACAUGGUUAGAAGUUAUUAUAAGAGCUUUAAUGGUUUUGCUGCAAUGAUCACUAACCAAGAAAGAGAGAAGCUGAAAAAGAUGGAAGGAGUGGUUUCUGUUUUUCCAAGCAAAUCACUCAAACCACAAACUACAAGGUCUUGGGACUUCAUGGGAUUCAAAGAAUCGAUACAGAGAAACAAAACCGCUGAGAGUGAUGUUAUAAUCGGAGUUAUAGACACCGGAAUCUGGCCGGAGUCAGAGAGCUUCAACGAUCAUGGUUUCGGUCCAAUUCCCAAAAAGUGGAAAGGCGCAUGCAAAGGUGGUAAAAACUUCAGAUGCAACAAUAAAAUAAUCGGUGCAAGAUACUAUCUAAAAGAUCAACCUUCCGCAAGAGACAUUAUUGGGCAUGGAACUCACACAGCAUCAGUUGCAGCAGGGAAUAAAGUUGUGGGAGCAAGCUUCAAUGGAAUCGCCGAAGGAGUUGCAAGAGGAGGUGUCCCAUCAGCAAGAAUUGCUGCUUAUAAUGUGUGUAAUGAAGAACAAGGGUGCAGACCUGAUGCCAUAUUGGCUGCUUUUGAUGAUGCCAUUGCCGAUGGUGUGGAUCUUAUCACAAUUUCAAUUGGGCAACCUGCGCAAAUGACCUUUGAUAAAGACACCAUAGCAAUUGGAUCGUUUCAUGCAAUGAAAAAAGGAAUCCUCACUAUAAACUCUACAGGUAACGAUGGUCCUAACAAUGCAACAUCUAGUGUAUCACCUUGGUUGUUCACUGUUGCAGCUACCACUAUGGAUCGUAGAAACAUUGAUAACGUUUUGCUUGGCAAUGGAUUAAUGCCUUCGGGGAAGUCAAUAAAUGGGUCUGCAUCAAAUAGUGCUGAAAUACUGAGUAGUGCAGGCUUCAUAAACAAUAGUGCUCCAAUUGUUGCUGAAUUCUCUUCUGUAGGACCCAAUAUGCAAAUCAGAGAAAUCAUGAAGCCAGAUGUUAGUGCUCCUGGUGUAGAAAUUUUGGCUGCUUACUCACCUCUUGCACCACCUUCUCCUGAUAAAAGAGAUGAAAGAUCUGUGAAAUACAACAUACUCUCUGGAACCUCAAUGGCAUGCCCCCAUGUUGCUGGUGCAGCUGCAUAUGUUAAGACUUUUCAUCCUGAUUGGUCUCCGGCAGCUAUAAAGUCUUCUCUUAUGACCACUGCAAAACCAAUGAAUGGAAGUGAACUCGCAGAAUUCUCCUAUGGAUCAGGGUUUUUGGACCCAGUUAGAGCCAUAAAUCCUGGUCUAGUUUUUGAUGCUUCCAAAAAGGACUAUGUGAAUUUGCUUUGCAGAAUUGGGUAUGAUACAAUGGAAGUUCGAAAAAUCUCAGGAGACAAAAGUGUUUGCCCUUCAUCAUCGUCUCAUCAUCAUCUACCAAUGGCAAAAGAUUUUAAUUAUCCUGCAAUUGCGGCUGAGAUUGAACCAAAUAAACCAUUUAGGAUUAAUUUCACAAGAACAGUUACAAAUGUUGGAUUCGCUAACUCUACCUAUAAGGCUUACAUCCAACAACAUUCUGGCAUCAACAUCACUGUUGUGCCUAACAUACUCGAGUUUAAAUCUCUCAAGGAGAAACAAUCUUUUGUUGUUCAUGUUGUUGGAGGGAAAUUUAGUGACAACAGUGUAGUUUCAUCGUCACUGUUGUGGAGCGAUGGAACACAUAGUGUAAGGAGUCCAAUUGUUUUACGUGUUAUAAAAGGAAAAUGCUACUUGUACAACAAGAUUUAGUCUUUGGUCAGUCUUGUUAUUGUUUCUUUAUUUUACUCUUUCUCUAUAACACGGUUUUCUUCUAUUUUAUUAAUGAUUUUUGGUGUUCAUGUUAGUAACACAAUUUCAUUAAAAAGGGUCUUGUUCCAUGUACAAAAAUAAUAGCCAAUACUAGUCAAGUAAUUGCUAAUUGGUAGUCAGUGAUGAACAAAUUUCUUUCCAACCAAAUUUCCCUUUCCGUUUUUUUUUUCUCACUCUUGCCUUAUGUUCUGCAUUUAACUUUUUUUGUUUAAUUUUAUUUCCCUCUGUCGCCCACUUACCAGUUACUACCAUGUCUUUUCCCCUUGCCUUUUCUGCGUUUUUUAUUUUUAUAAUUCUAUUUCUCUUUAAAAAAGAUAUUCAUGUUCAGAAUGACUAUGUUAGUUUUAAAAAGAGUUGAAUGCUGGCCAACGUACCUACUGAGGAGUUAAUCAUUGUUUAAGAUAAUUUGUGGGAGAGAUGCAAGACUCUGUUUACCCCAGCUGCAGUUAAGGGAUAUCCAUUAUACAUAUAUUGACAACUCACAUUUCUAUUUAUAUUAUCUUAAAAGGUGGAUAUCUUCUUAACAAUACAGGGCUUCUUGGUAUUGUUUGCUUAUGCCACUCUUGCCACAUGUCAGUUCUUAAGUUUUGUGAGCAUGCAGGGUUAUAUGGCAUCAACCCAGGGGAUGCUGUUCAUAUGGAAAAUGGUGAGACCAUUGCACAAUGGACCUAUUAAAGUUUGGGGUAAGGUGAUGUUAUACAAUUUAAUGGUUGAUGAGGCAUUAUGCAGAGUUUUUAUAUGGCCUGCUCUAUCUUUUGCUUAUUAAUGUUGGAUAAGUUUUCGGUUCUCAGUAAAACAGUCCUUUCUUUGCUGGUUUUGAUUUUUCAGUUUUGAAUAUUUUGCACAUAUUCAUGACUGAAAAUGAGUAAAUAAAGUUUUACGUUUUUAUUUCCCCCUUUUUUCGUCGUUCCCCCUUCCUUCCUUUUUGAAUUUCGUUUUACUAUGAUGCAAAAGAACUAAUUGUAUAUCCCUUAUUUACAACAGUCGCUUCAGUAGCCUUCUGAUUUGAUGCAUCUUUUUUACUGCUAUUUCCUUUCACUUUGCAUAUCUCUCUUCUCUCUUUCAUUUUGC
Messenger RNA from Arachis ipaensis, 3229 nucleotides. NCBI's taxonomy places the organism in Eukaryota, Viridiplantae, Streptophyta, Magnoliopsida, Fabales, Fabaceae. The record is from RefSeq and is a predicted model, not a curated record.